This is a messenger RNA of Emiliania huxleyi CCMP1516, 516 nucleotides long. RefSeq lists its product as hypothetical. The record is from RefSeq and is a predicted model, not a curated record. Bases 1 to 516 code for a protein of 171 amino acids. Lineage: Eukaryota; Haptophyta; Isochrysidales; Noelaerhabdaceae. The transcript is spliced from 2 exons.
AUGGCCUCCCACCGCAUCGGCGCCCGCCUCUCUGGCCUCUCGCCAGAGCAGCUCGUCGCCUUCAUCGACGAGCAGGCGCCCCUCUGGAGCGCCGCCGCAAUGCGCGUGGCGGAGGAGCACGCCGCUCGGCUCGUGGAGCAGCCCGAGUGGGUGCUCUCCGAGGUCCUCCUCUCGCCGGACCUCGCCCCGCACAUCCUCGCCCAGCUGCCGACCACAGAGCACGCCGCCAAGGGGACGUGCCGCGCGUGGCGCCGCGGCUGGAAGGAGACGCUGAAGAAGCGCGAGAGGCCGCGCAUGCUCCUCCCCACCACGCAAGGUGCAGCGGACGCCGACCUGGUGGGCAAGCGGAUGAUGAAGACCUUUGGCGGCCAUGGCACCUUCGUCGGAGAUAUCGUCUCUUACGACCCGGAGACGGGAUGUUACCAGCAGGUCACCUAUGAGGACGGCGACAAGGAGGGCCUCUCGCGAGCCUCUGUCGAGGCUGGCGUGCGGCGAUUCCAGGCCCAGGCAAAGUGA